Hippocampus comes (tiger tail seahorse) is the source of this 532-nucleotide messenger RNA. Its product is annotated as transcription cofactor vestigial-like protein 2. The record is from RefSeq and is a predicted model, not a curated record. The transcript has a single exon. Gene Ontology annotation, biological process: regulation of DNA-templated transcription. Gene Ontology annotation, cellular component: nucleus. Lineage: Eukaryota; Metazoa; Chordata; Actinopteri; Syngnathiformes; Syngnathidae. The annotation marks the transcript as partial.
CAUUCCGCUGUGUUCUCUCUCUCAUCAGACACGCCUUCACCGAGCAGCCGACGAAGCUUCCCUCCAUCCUUCUGGGACAGUAACUACUCGUCACCUCAAAGCCGUGCGCACUGCGAGACGGCGGCUCCUUCCUAUUCCAUGGACCCCUACGCCUCGGGGCUACACCCGGGUCUGCCGCACCCGCACGCGCACCCGCACGCUCACCCACACUCCCAUCCUCACCCUCACCCGGCGGAGAGUUGGGGCUACACACAGGCUCAGGCCUACGGGCCCCCGAGGCCCCUCCAUGAACUGUACUCACCCUCCACUUUGGAGCCCCACUACGGGCCCCUGCUCAUGCCCGCUGUUCGGCCGGCCCACCUGCCCACCUUGCCGAGCCACUACGAAGUCAGCAAGCUGGAGCCCACGGCCUCCUGGCCCGGUCUGCUACCUCCGGGGGACGUCGGUCAGACAUUGGCCCUCAACAUGGACGCAGGUAAAUGACGGAUUUUCUCUCUGAAAAUGUAGCCCAGGGAUGAGUAACUUCAAUGCU